Messenger RNA from Pseudovirgaria hyperparasitica, 936 nucleotides. RefSeq lists its product as uncharacterized. The record is from RefSeq and is a predicted model, not a curated record. Bases 1 to 936 code for a protein of 311 amino acids. Gene Ontology annotation, molecular function: transferase activity, transferring alkyl or aryl (other than methyl) groups. Gene Ontology annotation, cellular component: membrane. The transcript has 2 exons. NCBI's taxonomy places the organism in Eukaryota, Fungi, Ascomycota, Dothideomycetes, Acrospermales, Acrospermaceae.
AUGUCUCCGGAUAGCAAAUCGCCACUUUCCUCAAUGCUGAACAUGCUUCACACAAUCUGGCUUUUCACAGCAAACGACAUCAAGUCCAUCGUCCUGCCCGAAACCGCAUUCGGCAUAUUUACCGCGCUCUCCGGGCCUCUCCUCACAUCUAACCCCUCCGUACACGUCAACGACGUCCUGUCCCGGCUCCCGCAAGUUCUCCUCUGGAACUGGGCCAAUCUCCUUCUCUUUGACGUGGCCAACCAGCGCCUUCCAGCUUCAGUCGUUGAGGAUGCAGUCAAUAAAGCGUGGCGCCCGCUUCCGUCUGGCCGUAUCUCUGAACUCGCAGCACGUAGACUAUUGUUAGGCAUUCUCCCGGCUACUUUCAUCGUCAGUUGGUUCCUGGGUGGUAUGCAUGAGACAGUCGCCAUGAUGGCACUAACAUGGAUGUACAACGACCUGGCCGGUUCCGACGAGCUGUAUAUUAUCCGCAAUGCGAUCAACGCCCUCGGUUUCAUGUGCUACAGCUCCGGUUCAGCUGCUGUAGCGGUGGGUCAUGGCGAACACGAUCUGAACAGUCGUGCGUACCAGUGGAUCGCUCUUGUUGGCGCUGUUGUCUUCUCUACGCUAUCGAUGCAGGACAUGCCUGAUAUUCCGGGCGAUCGUACGAAAGGGAGGAAGACACUGCCACUCGUUCACCCGGAGAUAGUUGCGAGGUGGGCGAUCGGUGUCCCGGUAUUCAUCUGGUCGGUUUACCUUUCUGUGUACUGGGAGCUGCAUGUCGAUCAACAGAUCAUUUUUGGUGCUGUAGUGGCUGUGGGUGCUGUGCUAGCUGCGAGGGUGAUCUUUAUGAGGGGUAUUCAGGCUGAUAAGGGGAGCUGGAAGAUGUGGUGUGCCUGGACUGGCUUCUUGUAUGCACUGCCCAUGAUCAAGAAUUGUGGGCAUCUAGUGUGGUGA